This is a messenger RNA of Rasamsonia emersonii CBS 393.64, 507 nucleotides long. RefSeq lists its product as uncharacterized. The record is from RefSeq and is a predicted model, not a curated record. The coding region runs from base 1 to 507 and encodes 168 amino acids. The transcript is spliced from 3 exons. Lineage: Eukaryota; Fungi; Ascomycota; Eurotiomycetes; Eurotiales; Trichocomaceae.
AUGUCUAUUGAUAAAACUGACAACUACAGGAUCCUACAGCGUUCUCGCAGACUGGAAUAUCAUGAAACGAAAUAUUUUGCAAAGUCGACAUUCCACUUGAUUUGCACCUACUCCUUCACCACUGCUAAUUGUACCGCUGUGCUGUUGACCGAAGGACCAUAUCUUAUUCUUCCUGCGACCAUUCUUCUCACCAGAUCCUGUACGCUUCGAUUGAUACUGACCGCUCUGUACCUAGACGUUCCCCGAUUCAAGUACCAGGGCGCAGGCAAAAUCGAUUUCCGCGACCAAAACAGAAGCGAAGGAACCUUCUGGCUGUACGACUGCCACUUCCACCGCGAGGAUGGCGACGCGCUAGUCACAGGAACCUUUGAUGUCCUUGUUCUUGUCCGCUGUUUUGUUGCAUCGGACACGGGCGAAACAUUUGACUACGAAGCGUAUCAACUGUUCGAGAACAUUACCGUCAAAGAUGCAGACGAAGUCGAAGCUGCAGACGAAGUCGACAAGUAG